This is a messenger RNA of Vombatus ursinus (common wombat), 4157 nucleotides long. Its product is annotated as asc-type amino acid transporter 1-like. Gene Ontology annotation, molecular function: neutral L-amino acid transmembrane transporter activity; L-amino acid transmembrane transporter activity. Bases 1 to 1665 code for a protein of 554 amino acids. The record is from RefSeq and is a predicted model, not a curated record. Gene Ontology annotation, biological process: amino acid transmembrane transport; D-serine transmembrane transport; D-alanine transmembrane transport. Gene Ontology annotation, cellular component: membrane. Lineage: Eukaryota; Metazoa; Chordata; Mammalia; Diprotodontia; Vombatidae. The transcript has 11 exons.
AUGCGCCUGCAGGUCUGCGCUGCCGGUGGCUGCGAGGCGCGGACCCGGCGCAGACUGAGUAGGGGACGCGGGGACAGAGACAUGGCCGGACAGAUGCAGCAGCCGAGCGGGGGCGGGGACGGGGGCCCCAGUCCGAGCCCAAGCCCGCCCGCGGACAGUUUGGCCGGAGCUCCAGGCCGGGUAGAAGAGAGGGUGGCACUGAAGAAGGAGAUUGGGCUAGUGAGCGCCUGUGCCAUCAUCAUUGGUAACAUCAUUGGCUCUGGGAUAUUCAUCUCCCCCAAAGGUGUGCUGGAGCAUACAGGUUCAGUAGGCCUCGCCCUUGUGGUCUGGGUACUAGGUGGAGGAAUUGCAGCCCUCGGCUCCCUCUGUUAUGCUGAGCUCGGAGUGGCCAUUCCUAAAUCUGGAGGUGACUACUCCUAUGUGACCGAAAUCUUCGGAGGCCUUGCAGGCUUCCUGCUGCUUUGGAGUGCAGUGCUCAUCAUGUACCCCACCAGCCUGGCCGUCAUCUCAUUGACCUUCUCCAACUAUGUCCUCCAGUCUGUGUUUCCCAACUGCAUGCCGCCCUACACAGCGUCCAGAGUUCUCUCCAUGGCCUGCCUAUUGCUCCUCACGUUUGUGAAUGGCUCCAGCGUCCGGUGGGCCACACGGAUCCAAGACAUCUUCACAGGAGGGAAGUUGCUGGCACUUGCCCUCAUCAUCACCGUUGGCUUCAUCCAGAUCUUCUGGGGCAACUAUGAGGAGCUGAGGCCCACCAACGCAUUUAGCUUCUGGAUGACACCUACCGUGGGGCACCUGGCACUUGCUUUCCUGCAGGCAUCCUUUGCAUUCAGUGGCUGGAAUUUCCUCAACUAUGUUACAGAAGAACUGGUUGAUCCCCGCAAGAACCUACCUCGAGCCAUCUUCAUCUCCAUCCCCCUGGUGACAUUCGUGUACACGUUCACCAAUGUGGCAUACUUCACAGCUAUGUCCCCACAGGAGCUCUUGUCUUCCAAUGCUGUUGCUGUGACGUUUGGAGAGAAGCUACUGGGCUACUUCUCUUGGAUCAUGCCUGUCUCCGUCGCACUCUCCACCUUUGGAGGGAUCAAUGGAUAUCUUUUCACCUCCUCCAGAUUAUGCUUUUCUGGAGCCCGUGAAGGCCACCUUCCCAGCCUGCUGGCCAUGAUCCAUGUCCAACACCGCACCCCCAUCCCUGCGCUUCUCGUGUGUUUUGGGGCCACAGCAGUGAUCAUGCUUGUGGGAGACACAUAUACAUUAAUUAAUUAUGUGUCCUUCAUCAACUACCUCUGUUAUGGAGUGACCAUCAUUGGCUUGAUUGUGCUUCGAUGGAAGAGACCCAAGCUCUUCAGACCCAUCAAGGUAAAUCUUCUCAUCCCAAUCACAUACUUGACCUUUUGGGCAUUUCUGCUGAUCUUCAGUUUUUACUCAGAGCCUGUAGUCUGUGGCAUUGGCCUCAUCAUCAUUCUCACAGGCGUCCCUGUGUUCUUCCUGGGUGUGUCCUGGAGAAACAAACCAAAGUGUGUGCACAGGCUCAUUGAGUCCUUUACAUGGUGGGGCCAGAAGUUGUGCUUCGUGGUAUACCCUCAGAGUGAUGCUCCUGAAGAGGAAAAUGGUCCCUGCCCUCACCCCACCCCCUCGGGAAGUGAAAAGGCUUUGAAGACACAAUGAGAUGCUUAUCAAGACUCAAGUAGAUUUUUUUUUGUUUACGUGUUAUGUUUUUGUUUUUGAAAAAGUUUUCUUAAGGAAAAAAAGAUAUGUUUCUUAGACACUUUUAAUAGCAAAGCCCCACAAACAACAGCCCUCACCCCAGAUCAGUCCACCUUAGCUAUACAGACAGCAAGAAGUCUAUAAAUAAAACAAGGAUCCGAUUGGUUAAUUCUGACACGGUUCAGUCCGUCAGUGAGGUUGAUUUGGAAGCACAAUGUAUAGGUGGGCUAGCUCAAGUCCUGAUGGGCCAGUCAAACUGGGAAUGUAGGCCCAUCCUCACAUCUCUGCCUGAGAGCUUCACAUAUCAGAGAGGACAAAAAAAGGAAUAGAACUGACAUGAUCACAUGUGCUGGAUUUGUAAUUCCAUAUAAUGUAGUCAUUGCUCAUGGCUCAUGGUCCAUGCCCUGGAUGGCAAUAGCUGAGGGCAUAUGGUCAAUAAGCAAGUUUGAGGGAGGCUACCUUUAUGCAAAGAAAUUAGUAUUUCAGUAGCUUAAUCUUGAGAAUGAAGGAAUCAACAGUCAUUCAUACCUGAGAGGAUCCUGUAGUCUGAAUAUGGGGACCCCAUUCCUUUCUCAUACACCUUUUCAAGAAAAAUGGAAUGUCCUUGUCCUUCACUCACUUCUGACCUUUGGUCACACUUGCUUGGUACAAGAAACAAUUCAUGCCAGGAAGAGCAAAGAAGAUCGAGACAACAAGGAUCUUAACAGAAAGGACUGGAGGCAGGAUUGAGAUGAUUCUCCAGCAUUUGUCAUCUGCCAUGGGUGGGGCUGGGAUUAACAAAGCAGCCUUCUCUAAGAGACAGAAAUAGUAAUGGCAUCAACUUGAAAAGGGGGGGGGUGCUGUCCCAUCUUUCUGCCAUUGGCAAUGGUUCCUCUAUAAAGGUGUGACCAAGAAAGACAGCUGGAACUGAAUUUUGUGCACUGAAAAGUAGCGACCAGGACCAGAUGAAAGUAUUAGGCCCAAGUGCUGGGCCAAGUGGAAUCAAGGCUUGGGAUCAGUGCCAUAGCUGUUCAUCUGGAUGACAGCUGAUCCAAGGGGCCUUCUGUGCUCUGGGGCUGUUAGCCUUGGCAGCAGGGAUCCAGAACUACUAUAGCAUACAUCAGAAUUUUGGGGCGCCUUCUUAUCACUCUGAUGAAAGUCAUUUCUGCCACACAAGAUCUAGUCACAGGGGUUUCCCUUCCCCUUGUCAUGGCUCUAUCAGCAGGAGGGCAGUUUCAGUCCUGAGGCCUCAGGAGCUACAGCAGUCAACGUUGAUGGGUCUCCCUUGAACUUGGCUUUAUCCCAUUGUGUGAGCACUCUAAAGGAGGGAAAAGAUGGUGAGGUCUGGGGCUUCUGGGACCCAGCCAGCCUUGAGGAGGGGCACAGUAUUGGCAAGAACCAUGGAGCUUUUCUGAAUCUCUGUCCCCACUCCCAGACUUUCCUUCCCAAUAAUACUUGAUGAUCUAUCUCCUGAGCCUUCACUGACCAUGUGUACACAGGUUGGGUGUGCUGGAGAACAGAUAGUCAAGCUUGCUCAGCAGUUGCCUUAUCAACUUAAGGGGACUUGCCUAUGGCAAAUGAAAACUUCAGACUAUGAAAUUCUGACAGGAGGGAAGAAAGUAGAAAGAAAUGGGAAUAACUAUACAACAGCAAACUACCUUCAGCAAGAACAUGAAGAUUGUUUAUGUAAUCACAGGUGCAAUGUUGUCUGAGGCCCGGUGACUACACAGACAAGAAAGCUCAGAAAACCAUCUCCAUAGCUAUGACAGAGACAAAAAUAUAGAAGCAAAGAAUGGUCUGGCCAUAUGAAACAAAGACACCUCCUCCUGAACUCCCUAUUCCCAUCUCAGCCCCACAGAUCAUUUCACUGGCUGUGUUCAACAGCACCUGAUACCAGAGAAGUUACUAGGAAUUUCUGUACCACAAAACGUGUCCAGGGGAAGUAGAGAAAGAAAAGAAGACAUCACCUCAGUGUGGUCCCUCUACAUUUGGUGCCCUGAAUCAAAGCCUUGGUCAUUCCAGUCUAGUUAGAGAAGCCCAAUGUGAGACUAAUCUCAGCCUUAAGUCAGUCUUGCUUCUCUGUCUGCAAAUUUAAAGACUAUGGUAGAGCACCCUGAUAUUUAACCUUUCCUCCUCAAGCUGCCCCUACCACUUCUCAAAGGAAUUGGUCUUACUCCAUCUUCUGAAGGGAUACAGGCCCAAGCUCAUACCUUAUACAGGUAUCCUCACUCAGGCCAUCCCAGCCAUAGUUUCUUUGGGGCAUACUCCAAACCAGGGUCAGACUGUCCUGGAACUGGGCCCUGUGUCCCUCGCUUGGUAAAACUUUCUUCUCUGGACACCUCAAAUGUUGAAUGGGGUUUUCAGAAAGAGCUGGCAGGGACACCCAGCAUUCAUUAUCAUGCCCACACUGGGAAAGGCCACUCAGGCACCUGAGCACCUGAUCCAGCACUGAGCUCUCCCAGGAACCCCUGACU